CUGCCCUCGUAGAGCCUCCCACGAAGAAGCACCAUGAUCGUGAUGACCGACAUCACCGCAGCGCCCAGGCUGGGCUCCACUGCCACCCCUGCAGCCGUGGCUCCCAACUUCUCCUGGAUGCCGGAGGAUGGCAGACCCACCGCUGUGGAGCAGCCCAUAUUCCUCAUGACCACCGCGGCCCAGGCCAUCUCAGGUGUCUUCGUGUGGACAGCUUUGCUCAUCACCUGCCAUCAGAUCUACAUGCACCUCCGCUGCUACAGCUGUCCCAACGAGCAGCGCUACAUCGUUCGCAUCCUCUUCAUAGUGCCCAUUUACGCCUUCGACUCGUGGCUCAGCCUCCUCUUCUUCACCAACGACCAGUACUACGUGUACUUCGGCACGAUACGGGACUGCUAUGAAGCCUUUGUAAUAUACAACUUUCUCAGCCUCUGCUACGAGUACCUGGGAGGGGAGAGCUCCAUCAUGUCGGAGAUCAGAGGGAAACCAAUCGAGUCCAGCUGUGUGUACGGGACUUGCUGCCUGUGGGGAAAGACCUAUUCUAUUGGAUUCCUGAGGUUCUGYAAGCAGGCUACCCUGCAGUUCUGCGUGGUGAAGCCCCUCAUGGCCAUCAGCACGGUCAUCCUUCAGGCCUUCGGCAAGUACCAGGACGGAGACUUCGACGUAACCAGUGGCUACCUCUACGUGACCAUCAUCUACAACAUCUCCGUGAGCCUGGCGCUCUACGCCCUCUUCCUUUUCUACUUUGCCACCCGCGAGCUGCUCAGCCCCUAUAGCCCGGUCCUCAAGUUCUUCAUGGUGAAGUCGGUCAUCUUCCUGUCCUUCUGGCAAGGGAUGCUCCUGGCCAUCCUGGAGAAGUGCGGCGCCAUCCCCAAAAUCCACUCGGCCACCGUGUCGGUGGGCGAGGGCACCGUCGCCGCCGGCUACCAGGACUUCAUCAUCUGCGUGGAGAUGUUCUUCGCGGCCGUCGCCCUGCGCCAUGCCUUCACCUACCGCGCGUACGCCGACAAGAGGCUCGACGCGCAAGCCGUUCCAUCAUACGGGCCAUACGGUCGCUGCGCUCCCAUGAAGAGCAUCUCCAGCAGCCUCAAGGAGACCAUGAACCCUCAUGACAUUGUCCAGGAUGCGAUCCACAACUUCUCGCCGGCCUAYCAGCAGUACACCCAGCAGUCGACGCUGGAGCACGGCCCGCCSUGGCGCAACGGGGGCCACGUCAUCUCGCGCUCCCACAGCUGCUCGGGCGCUCGUGACAAUGAGAAGACCCUCCUGCUGAGCUCUGACGAUGAGUUCUAGGAGGGGGAACAGCCUGUGGAGGCUGGAUUUUUUCCUCUCUUGCUAUUUUUUUCCUUUUAAUUUAUUGAAGCAGAAAUACGCAAGUCAUAUCACUUCCUAGAGAGUACAGAUUGCAGAAGUGGGCACUUGCCAUUAGCUUUUGUGGGUAUGGACACGAUGAGCAGUGUGGAGUUGGGGGAAUGGCCAGAAAUCUUCUCUGUCAGCCCAUUUCUUACAGCAGUUGCCUGGAAUUGGUUGAAGCAAAGGGCUUUGGCCUCCCGUUACCUCCCAGCUCGGUGUAGAGUGUGACUUACACGAGCCCAGAAUUGUGGCGAAAAACGUUUUCUUUCCAACUGGACAUGGCUGCUUUGUAUUCCUCUUUCCGARUGGUUGAUGUAGGCACAGCUUGCUUCCCCAGCUCCCUGGUCCCGACUUCACUGUGAUCCUUGGGAAAUGGGAUUAGGAUGCAGCGAUAUGAAUCCCCGAGGACCAGACCAGAGAUGGGUCUCUCUGUAGCCAAUGUCUUGAAUAGUCAAUAAGAAACACCUGCCAGCCCUAAAGCACCUGAUGGUGCAGGCCUGUACUCRAGGGAGAGGGCAAAGGACAGGAUUUUUUUCCGGUUCUUCCCACGCACGUUCCCUGCCUGAAGCUGGUGCUCACUGGAGCUCAGUGGGGGUGGAAUUGCUGUCUUAGGGUGUGAGGUUUCCUAAUUACCAGGUAUCCAAGCUUCUCAUCUUCCCUGUGUUCCUCAGUGAGGCGCCUCCCUGGAGCGUCUUUCCCCUGCUGAGGGGACAGAGGAUUGGCCCUGGUAGGUGGUAGAAGUGCAGCCCUAGGUUUGUAAAACUCUGACCCUUUGGUCCUUUGGGGAAAAGGAAGAUAGGGAACAAGAAGAUGUUCCAUCUUCUA
Nothoprocta perdicaria is the source of this 2175-nucleotide messenger RNA. It is a transcript of the gene TMEM184B, whose product is annotated as transmembrane protein 184B. Gene Ontology annotation, biological process: transport. The record is from RefSeq and is a predicted model, not a curated record. Bases 34 to 1290 code for a protein of 418 amino acids. NCBI's taxonomy places the organism in Eukaryota, Metazoa, Chordata, Aves, Tinamiformes, Tinamidae. The transcript is spliced from 9 exons. Gene Ontology annotation, molecular function: transporter activity.